UGACAGUUCCAUUCCAAUUACCGAAGAUACAACCCCUCUCAAUUUCCCUCUUCUCAAUUUAACCAUGGCGGAAGAAUUCGAAGAGUCCGAGGUAAUUUUCUCCGAUCAUGAUCACCAUCGUUACAGCACGCGUGAGGAGGAUGUCGAUGGAUAUUUUGAUUACCAAGAAAUGAGAGAUGGAAGGAGUGAAAAUAAUAAUAUUACCGAUAAUAUCGGGAAGAAGAAGAAGAAGAAGAAGAAGAAAACGAAGAUAACGAGUUCGCUUCCGGUGAAUAUACCUGCCCACGGAAUUUUUCGAUACGCGGCGGCGGAUGCGGAUGAUUUCGAGGAGGAGGAGGAGGACUGCGGCGGUGAAGAAGGGGAGAUAGUGCCGCCGCAUGUGAUAAUCGGGAGGAGGAUUGCCGGGAAAAUGGCGUUCUCAGUGUGCACGGGGAACGGGCGGACGCUCAAAGGAAGGGAUUUAAGCCAAGUUAGGAACACGAUUCUUAGGAUGACCGGGUUUUUGGAAACGUAAUGAUUUCAUUUCUUC
Molecule: messenger RNA, 529 nt
Organism: Rubroshorea leprosula
Lineage: Eukaryota; Viridiplantae; Streptophyta; Magnoliopsida; Malvales; Dipterocarpaceae
Source: the annotation of a GenBank genome assembly